Camelina sativa (false flax) is the source of this 1362-nucleotide messenger RNA. Its product is annotated as peroxidase 13-like. Gene Ontology annotation, molecular function: heme binding; peroxidase activity. Lineage: Eukaryota; Viridiplantae; Streptophyta; Magnoliopsida; Brassicales; Brassicaceae. The record is from RefSeq and is a predicted model, not a curated record. Gene Ontology annotation, biological process: response to oxidative stress; hydrogen peroxide catabolic process.
UUCUUUGUUUAUGGUUUCUGGUGGAACAAGAACUCUGUUGCUUGAAGUUGCAUUGUGUUUUUUAUGAUACAAAGAAUCCUUUUCACAAAAUUUUAUAAAAAUGAUUGUCACCUUUCUGAUGGUUUUACGCUGUAACAGCUAUAUGCAAUAAAUGACAUAAGGUCAAAACAAUGUGUAUAGCCUAUACACUGAAUCUCUGAUUCUCCUCUAUGCAUAUAUAUAGACGGAGCAAAUAUAAUUUUUUUUUGCAAGUUAUCUUAAACGAUCAUCAAAAAUGUGCCGUAGAAUACGAGAAGAUAUAUCGAUUCCUUUGUUUGGUCCGAAAAUGAUCACUGUUGCAUUAUUACUAGUCUCGUUUUCUUUUUAUGGUCAAUUAGGUUAUUCGGAGGCACAACUAGAGUUUGGAUUCUAUUCAGAAACAUGUCCAAGAGCAGAAUCAAUCAUACGCGAUGUUGUUCAGCAGGCGGUGACCAACGACCCCGGAAAGGCUGCUGUCUUACUCCGUCUCCAGUUCCACGAUUGCUUCGUUGAGGGUUGUGAUGGGUCGAUACUAAUCAAGCACGAUGGGAAAGAUGACGAAAGGUUUGCCGCAGGUAAUGCGGGUGUGGCUGGUUUCGAUGUUAUUGACAAAGCCAAAUCAGAGCUUGAACGUCUUUGUCCGGGCGUUGUGUCUUGCGCGGACAUCGUUGCUCUUGCUGCUAGAGAUGCUAUCGUUGAGACAAAAGGACCAUUUUAUGAGGUUCCAACCGGUAGGAGAGACGGUCGGAUUGCAAGUGAUGGUCAUGCUACGAACUUACCAGAUGUUCAAGAUUCUAUAAACUCCUUGAAAUCAAAAUUUAGAGAAAAAGGGCUUUCAGAUCAAGAUCUUGUACUUCUUAGUGCUGGUGCACAUACUAUCGGUACAACAGCAUGCUUCUUUGUCAUACAACGUCUAGAUGCUCAAGAUCCUACGAUAGAUCCAGAAUUCUUUCAAAUCUUGAGAUCAAAAUGUCCCCGUGGUGGUGAUGUUAAUGUCAGGAUUCCUUUGGAUUGGGAUAGCCAGUUUGUGUUUGAUGACCAAAUCUUGCGAAACAUUAAAAAUGGUCGAGGUGUCAUUUUAUCGGACUCUGUCUUGUACCAAGACAAUAAUAUGAAGGCAGUCAUUGAUUCGUACCUAGAAACUAAUCAAAGUUCAGUUAAAGCUCAUUUUGCUGCGGAUUUCACAAAAGCCAUGGUAAAGAUGGGUGCUAUUGGAGUGAAAAUCGGUGUUGAAGGAGAGAUUAGACGUUUAUGCAAUGCUACAAACUAGUUUCGAAGAACUCAUGUAUAGUUAAAGUAUAAAAUCCGAGUAUGUUGUUGGAAUAAUAAAAUAAACAAAUUUGC